This is a messenger RNA of Nezara viridula (southern green stink bug), 255 nucleotides long. The record is from the annotation of a GenBank genome assembly. Lineage: Eukaryota; Metazoa; Arthropoda; Insecta; Hemiptera; Pentatomidae.
AUGAUCAGAAUGAAAUGCUGGAGGACAAAGCGACAGACUGGAGAGAAAAGCCGAAAUGGGUCGCUUCUGAAUAGAGACUCAUCAAGCGCUCAAACUGCCCUCACAAUGUCGCUCUGUGCCUUCUCGAUCCUCACAAUUGUUCCUCAAAGUGGCCUCCUGUUUGUCCAAUACCUCUUUCAAAGGCUUGAUUAUAAACAUGACAAGAUCCAGUCAAUUAUUAAAGAUAAAGGUCGUGUUUCACUAGCUGUGGAUUGA